Messenger RNA from Limulus polyphemus (Atlantic horseshoe crab), 375 nucleotides. RefSeq names its product branchpoint-bridging protein-like. Gene Ontology annotation, cellular component: nucleus. Lineage: Eukaryota; Metazoa; Arthropoda; Merostomata; Xiphosura; Limulidae. The transcript has a single exon. Gene Ontology annotation, molecular function: mRNA binding; zinc ion binding. The record is from RefSeq and is a predicted model, not a curated record. The coding region runs from base 16 to 375 and encodes 119 amino acids. Gene Ontology annotation, biological process: regulation of mRNA splicing, via spliceosome.
UAAGAUUUUUUUUCAAUGAAUUUUGAACAUGUGUUCCUUCAGAUACAAGAAAUUGUUCGACAAGGAGUUGAAGUUCCUGAAGGACAAAAUGAUUUGCGUAGAAUGCAGUUGAGGGAGCUGGCAUUACUUAAUGGAACUCUUCGAGAAAAUGACAGUCCCAGAUGCUCAAAUUGUGGAGCUACUACCCAUAGAGGCUGGCAGUGCCCCGAUAAACCGAAUGUUACCAACAACGUAGUGUGCACAAAUUGUGGAGGAGCUGGACAUAUAGCCAGGGACUGUCGGGAAAGAAAAGUGGGAAAGCCUGCAUUUGUUUCUGGGGAUAAAUCAAAAAUUGAUGAAGAGGUAACAGAUGUUAAUGAUAUAAGUAAUAAUUGA